CGAACACAAGCAAUAACCAUUCGGCUUUAGACGGAAGGAUUGAAUACACUACAUCUAUUGUUUGAUGUUUAACUUUAAUUUUGAAGACUUGUGAAUCAGCUCGCUCAUAUUUGACGAAAAAAGAUGUCUUUUUCUCUUGUCGUUCUUCUUAUGGCUUUAGUAGACACUGGAGGUGCUGGUUGUAGCAGAACAAACUGGGCGGAAAGUUGGAAAAAAGAGGGAACUUCAAUGUGUAAUAACAAAAAUGAUUUUAUCUCUGGCUUUUAUCGAGUUGAUUCCAGAACUGCUGACGUGGACAGUAUUGAAUUAAUAGAAGGAGUUGAAUGUUGUUCGAGAAAUUCACCAUGGAAGAAAUCUAAAACACAAAUAAUGAUUGCUAAUUGGUGGAACUCGUUUAAUAAAGAAAACUCCUGGUCAAGCUGUCCACCUGGUUCUUUUCUUAACGGUAUUUACAGAACGAAAGACGCUGACCGUGGCUCUUUGAAUAACAUAAAAGAGGGACGUUGUUCUAAACCAUCUGACCACCCAGCAUACUAUAGUGACUGCUAUGACCACAAUAUUGGGAUAUGUAUUAUUUACAAAGGUUUGUGUAAAUGUAAUGAUGGUUACUAUGUCACAGGUUUAUGGAAGGGAAACUGUAAUCGAAUUCAUUGUAUGAGUGUUUUGCGAUGUUGCAAGCCAGCCUCAGCACCAGAAGUACUGGACGAUCUCCAUAAGGUGAAGACACGCAUCAUGGGUAAUACAAUGUCCGACAUAGCUAAUUUGGCGCAUUAUCUCGGUUAUGGUUGGUGUGGAGGUUGUAGAAGCAAGUAUGUUGGCCAGGAUUUUAUUAGGAACGGCGACACAUGGCUCUCUAGUACAAAACAACCUUGUGAUGGGUAUAAGCAUGAUCAACGUCUCAACCUAGCCUAUGGAGAUUGGAGUUUUGGUAUAAAAGACAUCAAAUAUGGAACGCCUUUAAUUGAAGAUUUGACGCCUGAAACGAUAGACUCAGGAGUGUUUAUUAACAGAGAACCGACAAAUUCAUCAAAGACUAUCACACGAACUGAAAUCAUUGAGAGUAGUGUCACCCAUACGACAACCAGCGCUUGGAAAAAUAGCCAGGAACUGAAUUUGGGAAUCUCUUUCUCACCACCCGGAUUUUCUUUCUCUGGUGGGUUCAAGUUUGGAUAUGAAACAAGUACAUCGCAAACAGAUGAAAACAAAAAGGAGCAGACAAACUCCUUUACAGUCACUAGUGUAAAAACCUUAUUACCGAACUCAGGAGCUAAAUGGCGUCUUGUCGUGGCCAAAACUAAAACUUCAGUUAACUAUACUGCGACAAUUAUAGUUAAGUUUUCCACUGAGCUUCAAGGCUUUCUACGUUGGGAUGGGGGGAUUAGUAAUGUUAAAACCAACUACCAUUAUAAGCAUCGCGGUAGUGAAGAUAGUCCUACUUUUAACUACAGAUUUGGAGACUCUAAGGUCCCAUUCUACACAGCACUGAAGAGAGAGAGCUCAACCAUGUCACAUCCUUGGUUGUGGGCCGAUUUGAAUAAUGCAUAUCUAAACUUCGCUGAUUUAACCACACAUCUAACCGAAGAAAGCAAUUACGUCUUUCAACUAACCGGAAAGUUUGAAGACGUCUCGGGAAAAAACGUUGACUUUCAUUGGGAUACCGUACCGAUAAGAAAGCGAUCAGCGGAUUCUCGUGAUAAUGCACAGGACAACAUUUUUCAGGACUCCACAAAAUUUCCAAAGACUUCGUCUAACGAUGUUGGUCCUACGAAUCUAACGGAUCAUAAUUUACAUAACUCCAAGCAAGUGCCCAAGACUGCGGCUAACGAUGUUCCUGGAGUGAAUUAUGAUCCUUCGUAAUUCAAACAUCGAGAUGCCUUUCCAAAUAUGUGAGCUCGUAA
Molecule: messenger RNA, 1898 nt
Organism: Physella acuta
Lineage: Eukaryota; Metazoa; Mollusca; Gastropoda; Physidae
Cellular component (GO): extracellular region
Source: RefSeq, a predicted model, not a curated record